This is a messenger RNA of Dicrocoelium dendriticum, 510 nucleotides long. NCBI's taxonomy places the organism in Eukaryota, Metazoa, Platyhelminthes, Trematoda, Plagiorchiida, Dicrocoeliidae. The record is from the annotation of a GenBank genome assembly.
AUGGUUGUAUGGCAGCGCUGCAGCAGUUCAAACGGUUGGUGCACUGCUGUUGCUGAUGAUGAUGAUGAUGAUGACGAUGAUGAUGAUGAUGAUGAUGAUGAUGAUGAUGAUGAUGAUGAUGAUGAUGAUGAUGAUGAUGAUGAUGAUGAUGAUGAUGAUGAUGAUGAUGAUGAUGAUGAUGAUGAUGAUGAUGAUGAUGAUGAUGAUGAUGAUGAUGAUGAUGAUGAUGAUGAUGAUGAUGAUGAUGAUGAUGAUGAUGAUGAUGAUGAUGAUGAUGAUGAUGAUGAUGAUGAUGAUGAUGAUGAUGAUGAUGAUGAUGAUGAUGAUGAUGAUGAUGAUGAUGAUGAUGAUGAUGAUGAUGAUGAUGAUGAUGAUGAUGAUGAUGAUGAUGAUGAUGAUGAUGAUGAUGAUGAUGAUGAUGAUGAUGAUACUCUACAACUCGAGCAGGUGCAGGUGGUUCUCAUCUUUGUUCCCUUUGCCCGUUGUCUCUUCGGUGCGCCUUCAGAUUAA